GAAGCGUGGAAGUGUGGUUAUGUUACUUUGUUGUUUUUCUCAUAUUGUAGGUUAAUUUUUAGCAUUUUGUUUUGUAUUUGAAACUCGAAAUGGCAUUUAAAAAUAAGAAAAAGCCAACAUUGAAAAAAUUAACACGGAAACAACAGCGCAAAGAAAUGCGAAAAGAUAAGAAAGCCAGACGUAAUGAAUUCUACUCAAAAAAGAAGAUUCCUGGUGCUCUUGUUCCAAACCCUGAAAGGACUUCCAUUCAGAAUGAAAAAUCUAAUCAAUUAAUUGAUGAAAAGCCUCCAGAACAAAAAAGAAAAUUCAGGAAUGAUGUUUCGGCAAACCAGAUAAAUGAAACAACAGUAGUACAGUCCAGGAAAAAAGAAAUGGAAAGGAUCCAAAAGGAAAUGGCGAAACAAAGAAAAAAACAACAGUUGUUGCAUAUAGAAGAAGAGGACCGGAUUAUUAAAAAAAUGGAAAAGCAGUUAGGAUUAAAAAAGAAGAAAGCAAAAUCGAUUCCAAAAUUCAUGAUGGAGGAUGGGUUCGAUUAUAUUUCAGAAGUUUUCGAUCCAGAAUUAAUGAAAAAUGCAGCGGCAGCAGAUCAUGAUAUUAAUGAAGCUAAUGAUGAUUUUGAUGAAGAUUUUGAGUUGAUGACAAAACAGUCAUCCCAACAACCUGUGAUAUCUGAUGAAGAAUACAGUGAUUUUGAUUCAGAACAAGAAAUAGAGAAGGACCAGAAGAAUGGCAAUUUCAGAGAGGAUGAUUUUUCAGAUGAGUCAGAUGAUGAGGAGUUCUUCUUAAACAGUGAUAGUGAGGAAAUUCUAGAGGAGGAGACUGUAGGUGAUGAAGUUGAAGAAAAGCCUUCGAAGUCUAAAAAAAGAAAGCAUAUCGAAAUGAAUAAAAAAAAGAAGAAACUAAAGUUGGAGUGCUCUGAUUCUGAAACUGAACAAAAAUUGGGAAAUGAUAAGAACUAUUCUGAAGAUGAUGAAGUUGAAAAAAAGCCUUUGAUAUCUAAAAAAAGAAAGCAUAUUGAAUUGAAUAAAAAAAAGAAAAAAUUGAAGUUGGAGUGCUCUGAUUCUGAAACUGAAAAAGCGGGAAGUGAUGAGAACUGUUCUGAUAUUGCUGAUGAAACUCUUAACAAUUCAGGAGAUGAUGGUUGGUCCGAUGGAGAUGAUGGGUCUGAUGAUGAUGAUGAUGGAGAAGGAGAAGUGAAGAAAGGUGUUGCUAGAACAUUUGAUGAUGGAACCUGGGAAGACAUUUAUGGUCGAAAAAGGGGUAAAGACGGAUCAGUUAUAACAAAUAACCAAUCGAAAUAUAUUCCUCCUGCGAUGAGAGAAAAACUCAACGGUGCUGAUCCAGAAGAUAAAAAGAGAAAAGAGAAACUAACUAGAUUGAAAAGACAAUUGAAAGGAUACAUAAACAGAUUAGCAGAAAGCAACAUGCACCAUAUAUCAACACAAAUAGAAGAACUGUAUAUGAAUAACAGUAGAAAUGACAUGAAUGAUACGUUGACUCUUUUGAUAAUGGAAUCUCUCGUGUCAUCUGUGAUGUCACCUGAACGGCUGUUGAUUGAACAUAUUGUUCUCAUCGCCAUACUGCAUGCUAAUGUUGGUACAGAAGUCGGGGCCCAUUUCUUGCAGUAUAUCGUGCAAAAAUUUGACGAGUUCUUCACUUCGGAACAAGAAGUGGAGAACAAAAAAUUAGAUAAUAUCGUUUGUAUAAUCGCACAACUAUACAAUUUCAAACUCUUCGAUUCCAAACUCAUCUACGAUAUUCUUAAGAAGUUUGUCGGUAAAUUCAAGGAAAAGGAUGUUGAGUGUAUUCUGCAUAUUCUGAAAAGUGUUGGAUUUACCCUGAGGAAAGAGGAUCCUUUGGCUUUGAAAAAUCUCAUUUUAGAUAUCCAGAACCAAGCUGCUAAUGUUUCAGAGGAAGAGAGGGAUAACUCUCGGGUAAAAUUUAUGCUGGACAUACUUUUGGCAAUCAAAAACAAUAAUGUCACAAAAAUACCAAACUAUGAUACAUCAUACUCAGAACAUAUGAAAAAGGUUAUGAAAGCUUUCAUCAGAAAAGGAAACUAUGUUACCCAGCUGAAUAUAUCUCUGGAAGAUCUUCUGAAUGCUAGUGAAAGGGGUAGAUGGUGGGUUGUCGGUUCAGCUUGGACUGGGAAUCAAAGUGAGGAAAAUGAAAAAUCAGAACCAGCCCCAGUUUCUGAAGGAUUUUCCGCUAAGUUAUUAGAAUUGGCGAGAAAGCAGAGGAUGAAUACUGAUACAAGAAGAAAUAUAUUCUGUAUAAUAAUGUCUGCAGAAGUCUAUAUGGAUGCUUUCGAAAAAAUUGUGAAACUGGGUUUGAGAAAUCAGCAAGACCGAGAAAUCAUAAAUGUAUUACUACAUUGCUGUCUGCAGGAGAAGAAUUAUAAUCCGUAUUACGGGGUUUUAGCUCAGAAGUUUUGCGAACUUGACAGGAAAUAUCAAAUUACAAUAAAAUAUUCCAUUUGGGAUAAACUGAAAGCAUUGUCGGAUCAUUCCGGAUCGCAAAUAUCCAAUUUAGCAAAACUGCUCAUUCACUUGUUCAUAGAGAAAGGACUGCCUAUAUCUACUUUAAAGAUUAUGCAGUUCACCGAGUUGGAUAAAAUCACCUUGCGCUUCAUGCGACAGAUUCUCCUGGGAAUACUAUUGCAUGAGGAUGCUGAAUCUUGUCUGGCUGUUUUUGCAAAAGUUGCUCAAUCAGACAAACUGAAAUUGUUCAGAGAGAGUCUUCGAUUAUUCAUUCACCACUUCCUGUUGAGGAAUCUAAAAUCCGACAAAAUACCUGAAGUUCAAAGAGAAUUGUUGGAAACUAGGGCUAAAAUGGUGGAGAAGUUAUUAGUAUCAAAAGACAGAGUUACGUAAAAAAUGAAAAGUAAAAUUUGUUACGUUGUUAAAUACUAUAAACUGUUUUACAAUUAUUCGAAA
This is a messenger RNA of Leptinotarsa decemlineata (Colorado potato beetle), 2936 nucleotides long. Its product is annotated as nucleolar MIF4G domain-containing protein 1 homolog. Gene Ontology annotation, biological process: ribosomal small subunit biogenesis. The record is from RefSeq and is a predicted model, not a curated record. Gene Ontology annotation, molecular function: RNA binding; protein binding. Gene Ontology annotation, cellular component: nucleolus. Lineage: Eukaryota; Metazoa; Arthropoda; Insecta; Coleoptera; Chrysomelidae.